Funneliformis mosseae is the source of this 378-nucleotide messenger RNA. Lineage: Eukaryota; Fungi; Glomeromycota; Glomeromycetes; Glomerales; Glomeraceae. The record is from the annotation of a GenBank genome assembly.
AUGCACGACUUUCCGAUAGAACUUUCCCUCAAUGAUACUCCAAUAAAGCAAAUUUCCUCAGCUACAACAACAGUACGUUGUCGAAGAAAUUCUUCUUUUAUUACAACUAGUUUGGUUAAAUGUAAUAAUAAUCAAAAUAUUGUUGUAGGCGAAUGUGGAAUGAAUCGACAACAAGAGUAUCAAGAAGAGGAGGAUGGGAAAGAUGAUGAUGUGAAAAACAGUGAUCUACCAUUAGAAGAUUUAAUACAACAAUUACUCGGUGAAUUACAACAGACUAAAGCAUUGGUCGUUGAACUUGAAUCCAGAUUGGAACUGACCGAACAAACCAGUCAAGUAAUUGUCGAAGAAUUAAAAAAUUUGUUAUCAGAAAAUGAGUAA